Molecule: messenger RNA, 2556 nt
Organism: Rhincodon typus (whale shark)
Lineage: Eukaryota; Metazoa; Chordata; Chondrichthyes; Orectolobiformes; Rhincodontidae
Gene: use1
Product: unconventional SNARE in the ER 1 homolog (S. cerevisiae)
Exons: 8
Coding region: 114-992 (292 amino acids)
Biological process (GO): retrograde vesicle-mediated transport, Golgi to endoplasmic reticulum
Cellular component (GO): endoplasmic reticulum; SNARE complex
Molecular function (GO): SNAP receptor activity
Source: RefSeq, a predicted model, not a curated record
ACCAUCUUGCCGCCUCCCCGCCUCUCGUUGUUCAUCACUUGCCUGCAUUAAUUAUGGCAACUAUGCGGCAGAAGUAGCGUAGAGGAAGUGAUGCAAAGGAAGUUGUUGUCUAAAUGAUGGCGACCUCCAGGUUGGAGAAGAACUUCUUGCGGCUGUUGGUGAGAUGCGAGUCGAUGGCGGGGGAAAAGAGGGAAGAAAAGGACUGGCGGCUGGAAAAGAUUAAAUCUAGAAGCAAAACAUUGAAUGAAACUGGGUUCAAACAAAGUUGUGCAGUGAGGUUACAUGCUGCUAAUGGCUGCCGUGUGUGGUUUCUCCAGUAUGUAGGAGCUCUUCAGGAAAUGUUGGUUGAAUUGAAGAAGCACAUCAGCAAACCUGCCCCUGAGGUCUUAAAUGAAUAUACCCGCAAAGUGGAAUUUAUGAAAGGUCUUUUGGAGGCUGAGAAACUGCCUAACCCCACGGAGAAAGCUCUGGCCAAUCAGUUUUUAGCACCAGGGAAGACAUCAACAACUGGAAAGGAGAGGAUAUCUGCCACUCAAACAGUCCACCUUCAGCUGAAAGCCAGAUACACGGGGGAAAUGAGAAGUGAACUCCUUGGCCUGCCACCCCUAUCUCCUGAAGGUUCUGAAGUUACUGAACUGAGAAGACGAAGUGGACUGGAGGAUGAGAAACAAACAGCCACUGAACUGGACGCUGUGCUCCACCGUCACCACAACAUGCAGGAGCGACUCGCCGAGGAGAUGCUCAGCCUGGCCCGUAACCUGAAGAACAACACUCUGGCAGCACAGAGUGUUAUCAAACAGGACAACCAGACACUGACCCAGUCCCUGCGGAUGGCAGAUCAGAACUUUGAGAAGCUGAAGGUGGAGUCAGAGCGACUGGAGCAACACACCAAGAAAUCAGUCAACUGGCUGCUAUGGCUGAUGCUGGUGGUGGUGUGUUUCACCUUCAUCAGCAUGAUCCUCUUCAUCCGUAUCUUCCCCAAGCUCAGGUGACCCAAGACUUCGCCCACCCCCUACCUCUGGACCACACAGUGUGCUCGCAGGACGCUGGGGGCAGGCAGGCAGGAAUCAUCCGGGAUGCGGUUGCUCGAAAUGGCUCCACUCCACUGAAACUUUCCUCCCAGCUGGAUUGUAAAUGACCUGCAAACAGGCAGAGCUGUGCUCCAGGUAUAAUGGACUGGAGCUCCUAUGUGGAAUAUGGAUAGCAUGCACUGCCCCCGAGUCCAUCAGACAUUGAUCACUUGCUGUGAGAGAAGAAUUUAGACUCAAAAAUUAAUUACUAAUUAAUUUAAACAUACUGACAUUUACAGGAUUCUAGAACUGUUAACUUGGCUCCUUUAUUCUGACAUAAUAUGUUCAAUGAUGGACUUUUAUUAUAUUUGCGCUCCUGAGUUUUCACUAAUAUACAUUGUCAAGAAUUAUUAAAAAUGAAUGAAUCUACAGCUUAUCCAGCCAAUGACAAAUCAAAUGAAUGUGGUUAGUUUCGAGGUCUGUUUCGAGAUUCAGUAAGAGUAGUUUGCAUUUACAUGACUCCUAUCAUGCAGAGAAAACAUUCCUGAGUGCCUCACAGGGGCAUCAUUGAACUUAGUUUAACACUGAACCGUGCAGGAACAUUAGAACACAUGACCUACAGCUUCAAGAAAGGGCAAAGUUUUACAAAAUAUCUGAGAGGGAGAACAGUUCAGCAAGGGCUUCACAGAACGUGGGUGAAGGCAUGACUAACAAUAUUAGUGAGUCAAAGUGGGGUGCACAACAUGUCAGAAUUGGAGCAGCGCAGAGGUCUCGGUGUUGCGGAGAUGAGGAGAAAUCAAGACUUUUUGAAGGAAUUUGGUAACAACUAUGAGAAAGUUGACCUCUGUUCUGGUUCAGUCAUGAAGCCUCAUUUGAGGGCUGUCCACAAUGCAAGAAGAGUUACUGAGCCAGUGUCUCCUGCAUGUGAGCACUGCUAUAAUUUGCAGAUCUGAACAGCCCAAGCUUGGCUGAACUCUGUCAGCACAGAGUGGUUUAUCAGGUAAUGUGAAGAGUUACUAAGAUGGGUGCAGUGGUGUUGAGGGAGAAUAUAAUUGACCAGGAAUGGUUCUUCUAGUCACCCCAAUGCUGGGAAGUGGACUAGUGUUCUUUAAGGACAGAAGAGGGUUUGGCUGAGAUGGUUUCUGCCGUUGAACAGCCAGCUGAUGCUAUCUUGGCUGAUGGUUGAAGAAUGGCCAAUCUCCUGCAGUGCAGGAGGUCAUCUCGGCCAUGAAACUAAACCAAUGUAUGGCAAAAUCCUUCCUGAAGGAAGUAGAAAAAAAAUGGCCCCAGUACUAUUGUGGAUGCAAUGUUAGAAAACUGUUAUUUGAAUUUUUUUCCUGGGUUUCCUAUCUGCAUUGUUUUGUAAAUUCAAUCUGAAUAUACACUUGUUGCUCUUUAAGAGUUACCUGCCCAGCUGCUUGUAGUCUUUGCCAUGUUCCAUUUGACAGUCAAGUGAAGCCACAGUUUAUCUCUGAGAAUGUGUUGAUUGUAUGUGUUUUGGGAAAGUGAGACCGCUUUAGAAAUUAAACCAAAUGGUGUGAACUCG